Molecule: messenger RNA, 420 nt
Organism: Benincasa hispida (wax gourd)
Lineage: Eukaryota; Viridiplantae; Streptophyta; Magnoliopsida; Cucurbitales; Cucurbitaceae
Source: RefSeq, a predicted model, not a curated record
AUGUCGAACUCGAUCAUACAACUACUUGCUUCUGACAAAUUUAACGAAGAGGGUUACUCGAAUUGGAAAUCAAAUAUCAAUACAAUAUUAGUAGUAGAUGACUUAAGGUUUGUGUUAACGAAGGAACGUCCUCCAGUUCCCAGUUCAACGGUGACCCGAAAUGUUCGGGAUGUUUAUGAUAGCUGUAUAAGGGCGAACGAAAAAGCUCGGGCCUAUAUCUUGGCGAGUAUAUCUGAUGUACUCAACAAGAAAUAUGAGGUCAUACCCACAGCUCGUGAGAUCAUGGCAUCUUUACAGAAGAUGUUCGGGCAACCGUCAUCGUCUGUUAGACAUGAAACCAUUAAAUAUGUGUAUGUGACACGUAUGAAGGAUGGGACCAAUGUGAGAGAACAUGUUCUUGACAUGAAUGGGCAAUUUUAA